Rotaria sp. Silwood2 is the source of this 1748-nucleotide messenger RNA. Lineage: Eukaryota; Metazoa; Rotifera; Eurotatoria; Philodinida; Philodinidae. The record is from the annotation of a GenBank genome assembly.
AUGAAUAAUUUUUCAUCUAAUACAACUAUGUCUUAUAAUCAAUGGUCAAUAGAUAAAAUCAUUCGUAUUAUUAUAUUAGCAAUUAUAAUGUGUGUUACAUUACUUGGUAAUAGUUAUAUUAUAUUUGAAUUAUUUUGUCGUCGUCGACAUCGAACACGUUUACAUUUAUUUAUCCUUAAUUUAUGUAUUGAUGAUUUAACAAUAUGUUUAUGUACGAUGACAUCAGAAUUAUUUCUUUUAAUUUUCGAUCAAGAAUGGAUAUUAGGAAAUAUUGCUUGUAAAUUAACACUUUAUAUUCAAGUUGUUACACUUGCUUCAACAACAUUUAUUAAUGUUGCAAUGACAUAUGAUCGGUAAGAAUAAAUGUAUCUUGUUUUUAAUGAUUACAGUGAAGUUGGACUAUACAGAUAUAAGAAACAAAGUAAUAGAGUCAUGUUUUUCUUUGAUGUGUCAUUAGAUAGGAAAUUCUUGUUGUUUAUUAUCAAACAACAAGAAAAAGAAUCGAAGGUUUCUUGUUUCAAAUGUCAUGAUUGUACACAAUGUGGACAGAAAAAAUAUAAUCAUAACAUUUUUGUUUUAUCUAUUUAUUGUCUUGUCUUUCUAUUCAAAAAUAGAAAUAUUUUCUGAAUAUGAAAAUUGAUGAUGAUAAAAAUAUUUAUUUUAAACUUGAAUUAUAUUGGUUUUUUUAUUGCACAGAAUGUAUUGAAUCUCUAAUUGGAUGUUUUCUUAUUUACGGAGUAUACUAAUUGAGAUAACAGGAAAUAUUCUAAAUAAUAUGAAAAAUCAUUAUAUUCAAUAUGAAAUGAAUGUUUCAUGUUUAAUUACAAGUUACAUAUAUUCUUUCUAUAAGUAUAAGAUAACAAAAUUUUUAGUAGUUUGUCACCUGCUGUUUUUUUUAAAACACUAGUAUCAGAAUAAAUAGAUACGAUAUUUUUAGAAAUUCUAAUUUACACUACCAUAUUGUUGAGCUAUUACUAAUUGUUGACAUUUUUUAUCUAAUGUCAAUCUCUAUUACACAAAAAUUUUAUAAAUAGAAUACUCUUUCAUGAUUUAUUCCGAAAGAAAGCGUCAUUAUGGUUUCCGUCAGUUAAUGGCUAAUGAAUUAUAGUUAUCAAUCAUAGGAAUCUGUUUGUAUUGAAUUAUCAGAUUUUCUCUUAUGAUUCAAUUAAUCAAAGAUAUUUUUUUCUGUUAUUCAUUUGCUAAGAUUAAAUUGAAGUAUUUAUUAUAUCAAUUGUCAAAUUCUAUCACUAGCGAUAAGUCUCUCGUCAGAAUUUACAAUGAAGUCACUUAUUAAAUUAUUCCGCUAUAACGUCUAUUAUAUGCUUUCAUGACCGUAAAUUUCAUUUUAAAUACAAAAAAAGAAAUACAACUUUUCGAAUGUUUUAUAUAGAAAAGAAGCUUUUAAUGGAUAUAAUUGGUCUAAUUAUUCAAUAAUAAGGUACGGAUAAUGCAAAUCAUUUUAGUUGUAUUUAUUUGUCAUUUGAUAGAAUGUGAUAUGUCGAUCAGAAAUAUAUGGAUUUCAAAUUUUUCUAUUGUCUUUUAGGAAAGAGAUAUAAACCCCUCCCCACAUUAGAAGACCCCUGGUCUUCUAUUAUGUCUCGUCGUAAAAAUUUGUCAGAGGGGUCUUCUAUCAUGUCCUAGGUUUUUUACCAAUUAUUAACUGAAAGUAGUUUUCCAGAAAUCUGAGGCGAUUUUCAGGAUUCUUAUAGGAAUUUUCACGGUUUUGAGGGUCGACGGAUACAUUUGGA